CCCGAACUGAAUGAAUCAUUCAAUUGAGCGGCAGCCCUUAAACCUUGCAAUUGGUCGAGAUCAUUGAACGCUCUCAACGGCCGUCGGUCGAGCGUGAAAUUUUCAUUCACAUAUUCAAUAUUCAAGUUGUAAACUCUCAAACCCUGCACAGACCUUCAAAACUUUAGAUCUGACCCAGUCGCAGCGCACAUACGUUUCACGAGCUCCCAGAGACGACAAUUCAACCGCUGAUAGCUGAACCGAAGCUGAACGGUUUUCCAACAUGACGUCCACCAUCACUGCGACCGCGUCUUUGCUGCCGACAGCAACGGGGCAGCUCAGUACACAACCGCCUAUCACGCAGAUCAUUCCCAUACUUCGUGCGACAUUCAGCCUUCUGCGCACUUUCUUGUCUCAAGCCUUACGAGUUGUGGUCGCGCUUGCCACUCCGUUACUCAUCUUCGUGCCCCUUAUAUCCCGCCUACUUGCUCCGGUUAUACUCGUCUUCCAUAUUGUAUUAGACGCCACAGUCUACACCCCAUACACGAUUAUUUCCAACGUAGCUGCUGCGCUCUACCCCCUCUAUAUGUUCUGUGGUGUCGCUUGCAUCUUUGGGGCGGUUCUUGGCAUUCUUGGGAGGUCUUUGGUCACACUCUCGAACAACAUCAUUGCUCCCGAAUUACCGAAGGCUACUGAGUCGCUGCAGGCAUUGUCGAUGCGACCAAGGAAGAGAAGGAGAAAGAGUUCUUUUACGGAAAAUUCAUAGUCUCUUUCACUUUUACUUCGCUGUUCAGCAGAUUGGUUGGCACUGUCAGUAACCUUGUAGAGUGCAGGCAGCCCACCGGUAAAGUCUGCCCGGAGCCUCUUGUUAUAUCACAUGUAUAGGCUCUCAAGGGUCCAUCAUCAUUUCAGACUUGACCGUCAAUACUACAGUUCAUCUCACACA
This is a messenger RNA of Suillus subalutaceus, 925 nucleotides long. RefSeq lists its product as uncharacterized. The record is from RefSeq and is a predicted model, not a curated record. Lineage: Eukaryota; Fungi; Basidiomycota; Agaricomycetes; Boletales; Suillaceae. Bases 263 to 745 code for a protein of 160 amino acids. The transcript has 2 exons.